AUGUGUGUUUUAUUGCUGUCUGUUCGUACGGCUGCACGCAGCAGGUCUGGAUCUUCUCUCCUGUCUUUCCUCCUCAUGUGGGUCCAGCUCAUCGCCGUUGAUCCGGAUCGUGCUGGUGUCUGUCCAAAUGACGUGAACGCAAACUUGUGGGUGGACGCUCAGAGCACCUGUGAGAGGGAAUGCCAAACACACCAGGACUGCGCUACUCAUGAGAAGUGCUGUACUAACGUGUGUGGCCUCCUGAGCUGUGUGGCCGCCCGUUUCUCAGACGGCUCCUCCGCUGAUGGCCAAUCAGGUGGGGGUUUGCUCUUGGGGGGUGUGGCCAGCUGCGAUGAGUUCAUAUGCAGCCAGCAGGGGGCGGUGUGUGAUGUGUGGGAGGGACAGCCGAUAUGCAAGUGUCUGGAUCUUUGCGAAAGAGAGCCGAGCUUCACCUGUGCCUCCGACGGGCUCACGUAUUUCAACCGCUGCUACAUGGACGCCGAGGCCUGCGUUCAGGGUGUCACCCUUACCGAGGUCACGUGUCGUUAUCACCUGUCCGGUCCAAACGCCAGCCCCUUGCCUCAAGACACCACCCCGCAUCCGAUGCCCACCGAGGCCGACUCCGUGGCCUUUCCGCCCAGCCUGUACUCCAACCCACAGCACCAAGUCAUUUACCUGGGUGGAACAGCGAGUUUUCACUGCGACGUAAUUGGCCACCCGAAACCCGACGUCACCUGGGAGAAGCAGUCUGAGGUACACGAAAGAAUCGCCAUGCGGCCUGAUCAGAUGUACGGGAACGUGGUCAUAACCAACAUCGGUCAGCUGGUGGUGUUCAACGCCCAGCUCUGGGACUCCGGAAUAUACACCUGCAUCGCACGCAACGUCGCAGGAACUUUGCUGGCUGAUUAUCCGCUCUCUGUCGUAAAGCGUGACGAUGAUGUGUUUGACGACUCAGAGGCGAGCUUGCUGAUGGAGCCGCCGUUUUCGACGGCCGACUGCAUAGCAGCCGUAGAGAGGGGCGAGUGCGGCAACAAGCGGGUGGACUGGUUCUACGACGCAAUGCAGGGUUCAUGCCACACGUUCACGCACGGAGGCUGCGAGGGCGGCCGCAACCGCUUUGAGACGUACGAGGCGUGCCGUUCGUCGUGUCAGCGCGAGGGGCUGGGCGUGUGCUCGCUGCCUGCCGUUCAGGGUCCCUGCAAGCGCUGGGAAGCACGCUGGACCUACAACAGCCUCAUGAAACAGUGCCAGGCUUUCGUCUACGGCGGUUGCCAUGGCAACAGGAAUAACUUCCGCACCCGUAAGGAAUGCGAAGCCAGCUGCCCGCGAUCAAGCGGCCGUCCAUGCAAAAGCUGCCGGACGAGAGGGAAGAUGGUGGAAAGUCUGUGCCGCAGCGACUUCGCCAUUGUAGGGCGGCUCACUGAACUCAUCGAGGAGCUGGACUCGGGAAUCGCUCGCUUUUGUCUGGAGCAGGUCUUACGUGACGAGAAGAUGGGUCUGCAGCUCUUCAAAACGCAACACCUUGAGGUGAUGCUCACGCGCAUGGACUGGAGCUGCCCAUGCCCAAACUUCACCCGGCACCAGGAGCUCCCUCUGCUGGUGAUGGGUGAGGUGCAGGAGGGUGUGGCCAUGAUUCUUCCCCACAGUUAUGUCCGACCUGUUUCUGAUCGCCGACUCAAAAAGAUUCAUGAGAUGCUGAACAAGAAGACGUGUGAGAUGCUGCAAAGAUUUCAGAAUUGA
Molecule: messenger RNA, 1719 nt
Organism: Triplophysa rosa
Lineage: Eukaryota; Metazoa; Chordata; Actinopteri; Cypriniformes; Nemacheilidae
Gene: wfikkn1
Product: WAP, follistatin/kazal, immunoglobulin, kunitz and netrin domain containing 1
Exons: 2
Coding region: 1-1719 (572 amino acids)
Cellular component (GO): extracellular region
Molecular function (GO): protein binding; serine-type endopeptidase inhibitor activity
Source: RefSeq, a predicted model, not a curated record